Messenger RNA from Trichobilharzia regenti, 273 nucleotides. The record is from the annotation of a GenBank genome assembly. Lineage: Eukaryota; Metazoa; Platyhelminthes; Trematoda; Strigeidida; Schistosomatidae.
AUGCUUAGCAAAAUAUGGUUGACUGUCAUAUCAUCAGUUAUAUUGUAUAUCAUAUAUUUACCAUUGUGCGAAUCAGCAAUCCUGUUCAGGCUUUUAUGUCAAUGGCUUCGAUCUCUUUGCAGUGAUGACCUGGUGGCAGCUGCGCAGGAUUACUCGACAUCAGUAUGUCAUUAUAAUUCCAUUGAUACUACGUCUAGUAGUUUUACCGCAGGAUUAAAAUCUGAAGUUGGAUUAAAAUUGACACGACGAACUUUUUUUGCAAUUAUCUUCUGA